AUGGAGUCCAGGCGUGGGUAUUUUCAGCCAUGGAGGGACUAUCUCCGGUUGGCCGACAUGAUCCGUUCCAUGCAAGCUGGACCUGCCAUGCCUGAAGGAGCAGGUCGGGUGGUGAACCAGCCAGGAUCUGCCCGGUGGAUGCCAAUGUCUAUUGAGCAGCAUACAGACAAUGCAGUGGAUGGUGGGAUAAGCACCUCCAAGCAGCCUACAGCUGCACCUCGGCAGUCUGGGGGGAAGGAGCCCCCAGAGCCACAACGGCCUAUCUGCAGUUUCUGCAAACACAAUGGGGAGUCGGAGGCUGUCUUCCGGUCCCACUGCCUCAGGGACCAGGCGGGCGGCGUGAGCUGCCCAUACCUGCGGCAAUACAUUUGCCCGCUAUGCGGGGCCACUGGGGCCCGGGCGCACACCAAGCGGCACUGCCCGCAGGUGGACGGCGCGUACUGCUCAGUGUACGCCACGGCGCAGCGCUAA
Brienomyrus brachyistius is the source of this 471-nucleotide messenger RNA. RefSeq names its product nanos homolog 3-like. The record is from RefSeq and is a predicted model, not a curated record. Gene Ontology annotation, cellular component: perinuclear region of cytoplasm. Bases 1 to 471 code for a protein of 156 amino acids. Gene Ontology annotation, molecular function: zinc ion binding; mRNA binding. The transcript has a single exon. Gene Ontology annotation, biological process: oogenesis; negative regulation of translation. Lineage: Eukaryota; Metazoa; Chordata; Actinopteri; Osteoglossiformes; Mormyridae.